GGAGGGAACCUCCAGCUCCUCUCGGACCGCCUUGACUUCACAAACGCGUCAGAAACGCGGCGGAGCGGCUGCGGGAAGCACCGUCCGACACUCACGCCUCCUCUCUCGAGCCUGGUCUCCACGGCAACGGGCCAGUGAGUCCUGCGGGCCGGCAUCGUUGUUCCAGAACCGGCUGUAAUCCUCGCUUCCUUUGUUCCGGCGGCGGCCUGCGGGGGCCAUGAUGGGGGGGCGGCGGCAGAAUCAGCCGACGGCGGCAGAAUGAGCGGGCCGGGCUGCCCGCGGGCCGGGUCUUCACCCCACGACGAGCCGGACCUCCAGAGGUCUCAGAGGUCGGCCCGGUGAUGAGCUGAAGGAUCGCCAGGCGCUCGUUUCCUCUCCUGCCGGUUGAUACUUCCUGUUUCCUGUCUGGGGGGGACGUUCCUCCCCCACGCCUGCCAGAAGUGCCUUCCUGUCCCUGAACUGAUCCGUUUUGCCUCACGUCCUCACCUGGACCCUUCAGAACCGCUCCGUUCGUCCAGCCAUCGCCAUGGUUACCCUGCAGUCCAAGUGGCGCUUCCUGUUCAUGUUCCUGGGCAUCCAGCUGGUCGUCAUGGCGCUGCUGUCCCGGGAGGGCUACCACAAGCGGGUCAGCUACUUCAUCCGGAUCUUCCGUAAGGGUGAGGUGGCCGGCCUGGUCCGGAACCGCACCGGCGCCGCGCUGGGUGGCGGGGACGUCUACGCCAACCUGUCCCACCUGUCCCGGGGACACGGCCACGCCGACGACAUGCCUUACUGCCCCAAGACGUCCCCGCUCAUCGGCGGGCCGAUCCACGUCAGCUUCCCGUCCGGCCUGACCCUGGCCCAGGUCGAGAGGAAGAACCCCCUGGUGGUGAGUGGGGGGCGGUACCGGCCGCCGGACUGCGAGGCCCGCCACCGGACCGCCAUCAUCAUCCCGCACCGCCACCGCGAGCAUCACCUCAAGUUCCUGCUCUACUACCUGCACCCGUUCCUGCAGCGGCAGCAGCUCAGCUACGGCAUCUACGUCAUCCACCAGGUGGGGAAUUACACCUUCAACCGGGCCAAGCUGAUGAACGUUGGCUUCCGAGAGGCGAUGAGGGAGGAAGACUGGGACUGCCUCUUCUUCCACGACGUCGACCUCAUCCCCGAGGACGACCGCAACCUCUACGUCUGCGACGCCAACCCCAAGCACGCCGCCAUCGCCAUGGACAAGUUUGGCUACAAGCUUCCGUACAAAAUGUACUUUGGAGGCGUGUCGGCGCUGUCGCCGCUGCACUACCUGAAGAUGAACGGGUUCCCCAACAACUACUGGGGCUGGGGCGGCGAGGACGACGACAUCGGCGUCAGGGUGUCUCUGGCGGGGAUGUUCAUCAGCCGUCCGUCUCUGAAAGUCGGCCGCUACAAAAUGAUCAAACACAAGCUGGACAAAGGCAACGACGUGAAUCCCAAGAGGUUCAACAUGUUGGCGAAGACGCGUCAGACCUGGAAGAUGGACGGCAUGAACACGGUGGAGUACGAGGUCGUCUCCAGGGACUACCUGCCUCUCUACACCAACAUCACCGUCAACAUCGGGACGGAGUCUGGCCUGCGCCCGCCUGCGCCAAGACCCGCAGCGGAGAAAGCUGCUGCAGCACAGAAUCCUGCAGCAGAAAAAGCUGCAGCACAGAAGCUUGCAGCCAAUUCUUCAAACAAACUCCAGGAGAAACUUGCUGUGAAAUAAUCCUGUUGGUGUGAUUUGUGGUAGGAUGAAGCGAUAGCUCCCCCUUGUGGCUCCUGCGGUCGUCCGGAGCUGCGGAGAGGAGGAACCUGGUUGGACUCUGUGAGUUUGUGUGUCAGGCGCUGUCGCCGCUGUAUAAACCAUGAGGCCUUAGAAUCGCGUCUUUUCUCUUCAUGUAGACCUUAGAGCGUAGAGGGAGUUCAGAGGAGGAAGCUGCUGGAGCGUUUUCUGCUUAGAAAACGCAGAUUCACGUCGGAUCUGUGAAAGCUGAUCGGGCCUGGGUCAGUUUCAGAUUCACUGCUUCAGUUUCUCUUUUUCCUCGUUUCCUGUGGAUGAUAAAUGAAUUCCUGCAUUUUCUUCACUCCGACGGCUGAUUGUGUGAAAACAUUUCUCUAAUCCUCUGAGUUUGGCAGAAGAAACCAAAGAAGUUUUCAUUCUUCAUAUCACUUGAUGUUAGUUUGCUUGAAGCUCCAGGUCCCAGACGCCUGGCUUGUCACGUAGAUGGGAAAUGGCCUUAGACACUCCAGCCUGGUUCUGAUCCAUAAACGGCAGUUUGGGUCGGACAGACUGAGACUUUUACUCCUUGAGAAGAGUAAGUGAACGGGACAGGUAUCAUUGGGUUCAGUGUCAGUUAAUUUCUGUUCUCCUUUCCAACUUCUGCACAGUCCACAGUGGCCUUAUAAUCAUAAAUAAACGGAUUCAAAAUGAAAA
Xiphophorus maculatus (southern platyfish) is the source of this 2425-nucleotide messenger RNA. RefSeq names its product beta-1,4-galactosyltransferase 3-like. NCBI's taxonomy places the organism in Eukaryota, Metazoa, Chordata, Actinopteri, Cyprinodontiformes, Poeciliidae. The transcript has 7 exons. Bases 527 to 1717 code for a protein of 396 amino acids. The record is from RefSeq and is a predicted model, not a curated record. Gene Ontology annotation, molecular function: glycosyltransferase activity. Gene Ontology annotation, biological process: carbohydrate metabolic process.